UUAUCGUCUCCCGUCUAGUUCAGUCGUUGCUCUCUCUAGUAGCCUCUGUUGACCUACAUAUUCCAUAUAGAGCUCCGGAAUCGGGGAGCUCUUCUUGAUUCUUUGGAAUCUGCCGCACACCGACGAUGCAUCGAUGGAGUAGAAAGAAGAGCCCUUUCCCCCUGGUCGCGCUCGUCUCCCUCGGCUUCAUCGUUUGUACGAUUCUGUACCACGAAAGCAGCAUCCGACAAAUCUACCGAGACCCGGAUCAAGUCCCCCAGAAGCAACCUAAGAUCACUUACGUGAGGCCGAAUCAAUCAGCUCGUAGGAGCAAAGCUCCUGGGGUCUUGGAUAGAUUUAGCAGAUGCAACUCGACGAGAGAGUACAGUGGGAGGAAGAUCAGGUGGGAUGAGGCUGCACUGGUGUCCCGUCAACGAAGGGUUGAUUUGGAGAGGUGCAAUGUGUUUUCGGGGAGAUGGGUGUUCGACAACAUGUCGUUCCCGAUGUACAGCGAGUCGGAAUGCCCGUACAUGUCGGACCAGCUGGCUUGCCACAAGCAUGGGAGGUCUGAUUUGGACUACCAGUAUUGGAGAUGGCAACCUCAUCAUUGCAAUAUAAAGAGAUGGAGCGUUACGGAAAUGUGGGACAAGUUGAGAGGAAAAAGACUAAUGUUUGUUGGAGAUUCAUUGAAUCGAGGGCAAUGGAUAUCGAUGCUCUGUUUGCUGCAUUCGGCAACUUCCAAGGACAAAAGAUCUAUAACGCCUAAUGCACCUCUUACAAUCUUUACAUCAGAGGAAUAUAAUGCCACUGUCGAAUUUCUCUGGGCCCCUCUCCUUGUUGAAUCUAACUCCGAUGAUCCGGUGAACCAUAGAUUGGACGAGCGAAUAAUACGGCCGGAUUCAAUCCUGAAGCAUGCGGCACAGUUGGAGCAUGCUGACAUUUUGGUCUUCAACACAUAUUUGUGGUGGAGACAAGGUCCUGUUAAGCUACUAUGGAGUGAUGACAGAAAUGGCGAUUGUGAAGAAUUAGAUGGUUUGGGUGCGAUGGAGUUGGCAAUGGAGACAUGGGCAGACUGGGUGACCACUAAGCUCGAUCCUCGCAAGAAAGUCCUUUUCGUUACCAUGUCUCCAACACAUCUCUGGAGCCAAGAAUGGAAGCCUGGGAGCGAAGGGAACUGCUAUAGCGAGCGGGCUCCUAUUGAUGUGGAGGGCCACUGGGGAACCGGUUCUGACCUGCCCACGAUGCGCAUGGUGGACCAAGUUCUCGGCAAGUUGGGUCCGAGAGUCUCCGUGGUCAACAUCACUCAGCUCUCAGAGUACCGAAAAGACGGGCAUCCGUCUAUCUAUCGGAAGUUCUGGGAGACGCUGAAGCCCGAGCAACUGGCAAACCCCGCGAGUUACUCUGACUGCAUCCACUGGUGUCUGCCGGGUGUGCCUGAUGUGUGGAAUCAGCUAUUGUUUCAUUUUUUGUGAAUCUGAGGCGUACAUUAUUGAGCUUUACUGCUGUGUUUCUUAUAGAAUGGAAGAAGGAAAUUAGAGUUCAUUGCCAUUCUCUCUUCAACAAAUCAAUUCAUUGUUUUAUUAGCA
This is a messenger RNA of Rhodamnia argentea, 1565 nucleotides long. RefSeq names its product protein trichome birefringence-like 35. Bases 126 to 1451 code for a protein of 441 amino acids. Gene Ontology annotation, molecular function: O-acetyltransferase activity. Gene Ontology annotation, cellular component: Golgi apparatus. The record is from RefSeq and is a predicted model, not a curated record. The transcript is spliced from 6 exons. Lineage: Eukaryota; Viridiplantae; Streptophyta; Magnoliopsida; Myrtales; Myrtaceae.